Molecule: messenger RNA, 507 nt
Organism: Protopolystoma xenopodis
Lineage: Eukaryota; Metazoa; Platyhelminthes; Monogenea; Polystomatidea; Polystomatidae
Source: the annotation of a GenBank genome assembly
AUGGGACGUGGAAGAUGGAGCGUUGAAGGUGGAGAGGUCGUUGCUGCGGCCACGCCUCUUUUAGGCUCGAGGAAGGCUGGCGAGAAAUGCUUGGCCAAAGACUUCCGGUUUAAGUCUUUCUUUUUCCCUCUUUUCACCACCUGCAGGCCGCCCAGUUCCUGCAACACUUGGAGUCUCAGCGCAACGGCCGUUGCGUCACGAGUGUGCUCGACGAGUCCGAGACCGGUCCGGAGGCCAGAAAGUCUUUCAUGUGCCUCGCCCUUCGAAUGCGUUACGUCGUUGCGUAGACUGGCCCGAAGAGUCGGCCAUUUCGGGAGCAUCAGAUCCCGUCUCGUCUCCUCUUUCCCGUUUGAAGGAGUCAAUCGGAGCCAAAGUUUGGACGUAGAGCCAAGAAAUCUUUCUCUUCCCACUCCAUGCUCCAUCGUCUUCCACAGGCUUUACGAGCAUGUGCGUGUAAUUCCGAUGCGACCGUCUGUGCCUCCCAUUUUAGCCAAAAACACACUUUAA